GUCCGAGAAGAAAGAAGCAUCUCGGACAGCAGUGAGCGCAAGGAGGUGGUUUGGUCCACUGGAGGACAGAGAGGAGUCUCCUCCACCUGUCCGGAGCCGAGAGCGUCCGCCACACUGCAGACACGCAGCUGCAGACAGACGGUGGAUCCAGGACAGCUGCAGAGACGGAGGGCAGCAAAUUAAGUCUGUUGUGAAGACCGUCAAAGAUUAAGGAUGAGGCAAAGCUAUAAAAAAAUGCAAAUGUUAUUCAUGAAGUAAUUACACCAGGUGUGACACAUUAAAUUAGUCUAAUUAGUAGCCUGGCCUUUGAAGCGAGCCCAGGAAAACCCGCCAUGGAGCUGCAGCACAACACCAAUCACAACCAAGCCUUGUGGAGAGAGAUACCGUGGGAUUUCACCGAGGACUGCUCGCUCUCCGUGAGUGGCACCACUUUUCUCAUCGUUGCUUACAGCACAGUUAUGGCGGUGGGUCUCAUCGGGAACUCUUGCCUGGUGUUUGUCAUCACGCGGCACAAGGAGAUGCGCAACGUCACCAACAUCUUCAUCGCCAACCUGUCCUGUUCUGACAUCCUCAUGUGCAUAAUGUGCCUGCCGGUCACUAUUAUCUACACACUGAUGGACCACUGGAUCCUAGGGGAAGUCCUCUGCAAGCUCACGCCCUUCAUCCAGUGUAUAUCAGUCACCGUCUCCAUCUUCUCCCUCGUCCUCAUCGCCAUGGAGCGCUACCAGCUCAUUGUCCACCCGACUGGAUGGAAGCCCAUGGUGGGCCAGUCUUACCUGGCCGUGGUUGUCACCUGGAUCGUGGCCUGCCUCAUCUCGGUGCCUUUCCUCCCAUACAGCGUUCUCACCUUGCCUUUCCAGAACGUCAGCAUGCCAUUCCCAAUCAACGACCACCUCUUUUGUAUGGAGCGGUGGCCAUCUGUUGAAGAACGGCAAGCUUACACCACCUUCCUGCUUGUCUUCCAGUACUUCCUUCCUCUCACCCUCAUCAUGCUCUGCUACCUGCACAUCUACCUGCGCCUCAGGAGGAGGAAGGACAUGGUGGAGCGCGGCAGGAACACCCAGAAGAAAAACAAAGGCGCCACGAGGAUCAACGCCAUGUUAAUCUCCAUAGUGGUGGCGUUCGCCAUCGCCUGGCUCCCUCUCAAUGUCUUUAACACAGUGUUUGACUGGAACCACGAGGCCAUCCCGUCCUGUGGCCACGACGUCAUCUUCUCAUUCUGCCACCUCACGGCCAUGGCCUCCACCUGCGUCAACCCCAUCAUCUAUGGUUUCCUCAACAGCAACUUCCAGAAACAGCUCAAGUCCACCCUGUUGCGCUGUCGCUGCUGGGGGGUGACGGAGAGGUACGAGAGUGUCCCGCUCUCCACUGUCAGCACAGAGGUCACCAAGGGUUCAAUCUUGAGCAAUGGAUCUAUCAGCAUCAAUACCUAGAUAUAAGCCUUUUCAGUGAAAGACAAAGAGACUGCUAGGGCCUCUUCAGCCCUCAUUGUGUCAUCCUUUGGAGCUUUUCAGGCUUCGUUGCUUCCAAAAGCGAGGUUGACAUUUACAAAGUUAUAAACCUUACAACAGCAGUCCAUAGAGAGACGACUGAAGACACUAAACCAGCAUGGCACGAUGCCCUUGAAUCAGUAUGAGCUCACAUGUAAGAGGAAGUAGAUAACAAAUUGAUGGUGCAAAGGUUGGACAAGUUUAAGUAUUGCGACUGAAGGCACUUUAGAUGAGCACUUUUGCAACUGUAGUCUGUAUAGUUCAUGCUCCGUGUGCUGUGGGCACAUACGAAUGAAGAGACGGCAUUUCAUUUGGUAUACAUCCGUCAGGUUUUUUAUUUUUAAAGCACUGAUAUCUACUUCGAUUGUCACAUUUUAAUGAAUAUCAGCUGUUUAGGGUUUGCUUUUCACACUUUUACCUGCUUUAAAUGUGAGCAAUGGAAACACCCGAGACAAUUGGAAGGACAAAAGGGUUGGGGCACUGCAAAUGUUCUUUUCAAUUUAGCUGUUUUCUAUUAUCAGUAUUGAUGAAAAUAUUAAGUAAACUGUGAUGUGUUAAUGAUUAUUGCCUGAGUAGCUUAUGACAUAACUGAAGGAGAAAACAUUAGUGCAUUAAAUGUCUCUGGGCGUUCACUGAGACCAUUUACUAGCAUCAUCUUAAUGCAUUUAUUAUUACCUAAAAUCACCACACAACGAUGUAAUGAUCUUUUACAGAGAACCUUGGCUAUGCCCAUAUACAUUCCAUGCUGUCCGCCAAGGUCUGUGCUCAAGUGUAUUAUGAGCGUGGGAUGUUUUUUUCUCAUAAGAUGUGCCAUUUAACAACCAUAUAUCAAGUGCCAUAAAACAAAAUAAAAGAGGCAGUAAAGGACAUUUUUAUCAGAGCGGGUUUCGUCGGCUGUAUAUAACAUUGCUAAAUACAUGUAAGGCCUGGAAAUUAUGUGACAGUUAUGGCUUAUGGUGUGGUGGGGA
This is a messenger RNA of Anoplopoma fimbria (sablefish), 2458 nucleotides long. RefSeq names its product neuropeptide Y receptor Y8b (gene npy8br). Gene Ontology annotation, molecular function: neuropeptide binding; neuropeptide Y receptor activity. The coding region runs from base 333 to 1433 and encodes 366 amino acids. Gene Ontology annotation, cellular component: neuron projection; plasma membrane. The record is from RefSeq and is a predicted model, not a curated record. The transcript has 3 exons. NCBI's taxonomy places the organism in Eukaryota, Metazoa, Chordata, Actinopteri, Perciformes, Anoplopomatidae. Gene Ontology annotation, biological process: G protein-coupled receptor signaling pathway.